CAGGCCGAUGACGUCACCGGCAGCAGGGUUGCAGAGUCACCGCCGGGUGUUGUGCGCAAACAAGGAGUCUCGGUGCGCAGCGCUCGCCUCACGGCCGCCAGAAGGAACUUGGACAGAGAGAGGGAACGGGCCUUCAUGAUCUCGGCUACAGUCCUGGCCUUCACAUCUGCCUGCGAGAGUCAGUGAUGGAGUCAGAAGUCAAAGACGGAGAUGAGGACAACCUUCAGAGCGCCUUCAAAAAGCUGCGUGUUGAUUCGGAAGCAUGUGCAGGAUCAUUGUGUGGCGCCGACAGCUCUAAUUCAAGACCAUGUGGGAGAGCGGCCCUUGAGGAUGCCAAACCAAAAGUGUUGGGUUCUCUAAAGGACAGCUGGCAUGGAUCAUCAAGAAAAACCACACGAGGAGCUGGAAGAACACCACGAAGACGACGCUCUAAAUCCCCAGUUCUUCACCCCCCAAAGUUUACACACUGCAGCACAAAGACAACAUGCAGCUCCCUGCUAAAGCACAAGAGCCAUUGCGAUGCCGCGGAAGGAGGGGCCACAGCCGUCAGCGACCCCUCCAUCACUACCGCCAUUGGAUACAAGAGAUUUGGCCUUGAACCUUCAGGGGUGUCUGCAUCAGAGACUACAUCCCAAAUGGGCAAGACAGAUUCUUCUAUUCCUCUGGAGCCCAGUGGAAAAACAAAGACCAGCCUCCCUUCAGAUUUCCACUCUGUCUCUAAGCUUGGCACGGCCGCGAAAUGUACUUGCAACGGUAGCGAUUGCCAGUGUGACAACUGGCAAAACAUGGAAGUGUAUUCUUUUUCUGGCUUGCGGGACAUGCUUACAGAAUGCGAGAAGACGGUGAAGGAGGACUACUCUCAGUCUUUACAAAACAGAACUCAAACGGCAGGCAACAGCUCCUCCGGAUCUCCGCGCUCCUGCUCGGAACAGGCCAGAGCGUCGGUUGAUGAUGUCACCAUCGAAGACCUGGCCGGAUACAUGGAAUACUACCUGUAUAUUCCAAAGAAGAUGUCGCACAUGGCCGAGAUGAUGUACACCUGACGUCGGACCUUGAGGCAUGGGUAAAAAGUAACCGCAUGUAGAUCAUCCCUGAACGGUCUUAUCUCUGACCCCGUCAUCCGCCACCUGCCACCAUUUUGUGGAAAGUAAACGCCAUCAUUGCAUUAUGCACAUGUUUUGAUGAAGUCUUAAAGCCCCAAUAAAAUUACCAGCAAUCAUGCCGCCUAAGUGAUAUGAGUGAUAGCUGUGUUGUGAUGCCACCUACCAUGUCAUUGGUAGCUAUAGCCCUGAGCCCCAGCAUGGAGGCAGCCGUCUUCUAAGGAGGGGGGGAGGGGUAUUUCCAGCACAAAUUCUGAAAUUCAUAAAAUAGGGUCGGGAGGAAUCAUUUUUUUGUUUCAUGCAGUAUCUCGGGAAAUCCUUCUGUUCAUUGCAGUGUUAUAUGAAUGUUGGUCCUGGUAGGUAACCAUUUUGUGUGUCUAACAAUACAGGAAGUAGACUGGAUUGUGAAGUGAGAACAGCUUCUGUUUAAAGCAAGGUAGAGCAUUGCCCCCAUUGCAGUGAUCCUUUAAGCAGAUGUGUUGAAAUGUUCUUGAGCUUGAAGCUAAGGCUCAGUAGAUUAAUGUUGGAUAAUAAAACAUGCAUUGAAAUGAC
Bufo gargarizans (Asiatic toad) is the source of this 1652-nucleotide messenger RNA. It is a transcript of the gene OSER1, whose product is annotated as oxidative stress responsive serine rich 1. Bases 186 to 1043 code for a protein of 285 amino acids. The transcript is spliced from 4 exons. NCBI's taxonomy places the organism in Eukaryota, Metazoa, Chordata, Amphibia, Anura, Bufonidae. The record is from RefSeq and is a predicted model, not a curated record. Gene Ontology annotation, biological process: cellular response to hydrogen peroxide.